AUGGUCGACUUCACCAGCCUCCCAGCGGAAGUUAAGCUCGGCAUCAUGGAGCAUACCCGGGGCUUCGACAACCUCGCCAACCUCUGCGAUACAACUCGCGAGCUCUCCACACUCUUCAAAUUGUUCCAACGGCAGAUUGUCGCCUCAGUCUCACGCAACUAUCCAGAGAUAUCCGCGAACUUCACACAAGAUAUAUUUCGCGCAGAUAACCACAUGGACGCCGUGGUGACAGUUCUUGCGCCUGGCCUUGACGGCAAGCCCUUGACCACAUACCGCGUCGCGGAAGAGGAACCAUGCUGUGUUGACAAGACGGAGAAAUUGCGACCCUAUCAUGACAUCAACCUGGAGCUCAGCGCGAUUGUGGAGAUGUGCAUGGCCUCAAAAGCGGGGAUCUACGGCCCACUGUUCGACACGCCGUUGACUCCACCUCGCCGAAUCUACACCAAAGCCUUGUAUGAGCUUGUACAUAUCCUGGUUCUCGCCGGUGGAAUGGAGCGUCAUGGUAUCGAUUCCAAAAACCCGAAGUUCCACCACCCAUCCCCACGAGAGAUCGUGGUCGGGAAGCGACUCAAUCAGCCGAUGAACGUAGCCAAGAUGAGCUUCGUGAUCCAGAGCCUACAGAAGCUCCCAUUCGACGAGCUGGUCACCGUUGGCGACAUUCUCCUCGUCGUCCGCGACCAAAUGCGCCAGAAGUCCACCUGCGGCUCAACACCCUACGCAGACAACAGGCUUUUCAAACUACUCUGCGACUGCCAAACCAACGGAGAUAUGUGUGCUAUGCUGCUCUUGGCGCAUUUAUGGGUGCUCAUUCGUGAGCACACUCACCGCGACAACACAGUUUUCACUCGCCAUCGUGUCACGUACAAGAUGGCGCAGGACGAGGUGUUCAAGAGGGUUGCGAAGUACAUCGACACGCGUAUGUUCCAUGGUGAAGGGCUGGUGCGCUUGGGAGAGCUACGAAAGGUCGAAACGGCUUAUCGCAUGCCUUGGCGCGAUGUCAGGGUGAUUGCUAUGGCGGAUGUGUAUGAGGCGCUUGGGACUUGA
Zasmidium cellare ATCC 36951 is the source of this 1044-nucleotide messenger RNA. RefSeq lists its product as uncharacterized. The transcript has a single exon. NCBI's taxonomy places the organism in Eukaryota, Fungi, Ascomycota, Dothideomycetes, Mycosphaerellales, Mycosphaerellaceae. The record is from RefSeq and is a predicted model, not a curated record. The coding region runs from base 1 to 1044 and encodes 347 amino acids.